Molecule: messenger RNA, 2807 nt
Organism: Cervus elaphus (red deer)
Lineage: Eukaryota; Metazoa; Chordata; Mammalia; Artiodactyla; Cervidae
Gene: EDA2R
Product: ectodysplasin A2 receptor
Exons: 7
Coding region: 125-1018 (297 amino acids)
Biological process (GO): positive regulation of JNK cascade; positive regulation of canonical NF-kappaB signal transduction; tumor necrosis factor-mediated signaling pathway
Cellular component (GO): plasma membrane
Molecular function (GO): tumor necrosis factor receptor activity; protein binding
Source: RefSeq, a predicted model, not a curated record
GGAGGCUGGGGGCUGAGAAGUGGGGACUUGGUGGGAUAUCUGGCCGGCACUGAGGUACAUUUGUCCAAGAAUUCUGUUGCUGGAGCAAGAUCCAUCCAUCCAUUCAUUUACGGGCCUUCUCACAAUGGAUUGCCAAGAAAAUGAGUACUGGGACCAAUGGGGACGGUGUGUCACUUGCCAACUGUGUGGACCUGGACAAGAGCUCUCCAAGGAUUGUGGUUAUGGAGAGGGUGGAGAUGCAUACUGCACAGCCUGCCCUCCUCGCAGAUACAAAAGCAGCUGGGGACACCAUAGAUGUCAGACUUGCAUCACCUGUGCUGUCAUCAAUCGUAUCCAGAAGGCCAAUUGUACAGCUACCUCUAAUGCCAUCUGUGGGAACUGUCUGCCCAGAUUCUACCAAAAGACACGUAUUGGAGGCCUACAAGAUCAAGAAUGUAUCCCGUGCACAAAGCAGACACCCUCCUCUGAAGUUCAGUGUGCCUUCCAGCUGAGCUUAGUGAAGGCAGAUGUACCCACAGUAUCCCCUCAGGAGGCCACACUUGUUGCACUGGUGAGCAGUCUGCUCGUGGUGUUUACCCUGGCCUUCCUGGGGCUCUUCUUCCUCUACUGCAAGCAGUUCUUCAACAGACAUUGCCAGCGUGGAAGUUCGCUUCAGUAUGAGGCUGGUGAGACAGCAGAGGAGGAAUCUCUCUUCCCCAUACCACCUGGCCAGAAGACCAGCCCUGAGUCCCCACUGAGUGAAAGCAUAUUUGAGACCCAGCCACUUAAUUCCAUCCUAGAUGACAACAGCAGCUCAACUCAUGGCUUCCCCAUACAAGAAUCUUUUACCUUGGCCUCCUGCGCCUCAGAGAGCCACUCCCACUGGGUCCACACUCCCAUUGAAUGCACAGAGCUGGACCUGCGAAAGUUUUCCAGUUCUGCUUCCUAUACUGGAGCUGAGACAUUAGCAGGAAAUGCAGCUGAAAGCUCUGGAGACAGGCCGGAGCUCACUGUGCUCUUUGAAGUCCUCAGCCCUUAACUCUACUGAGGUGAGCUGGAAAGUAACCAACCCUGGGUCCUGCUCUGCUCCUUGGGCCACACAGACCUCAUCUGCUUCCUGUGUCGUGAGAUAGCCCUGAAGAAGUCUAAAGAGAGCAUCUCCUGUCUGGAAAGUACCACUUUGGUUCAUUUAAAGUAUGGGGUACUUAAAACUGAAUCCAGUUUCAUGUGAAAUUGUCUUACCAAUGUAGAGUAAGAUAGAAUUGUCAAGUAAUCACCUCAAACAGGUGACGUUUUUCUGCUAUUGUACCCUAACCACUGGCCUAAACCAUUUUUUGAGGGAUGGAGAGAAGAAGCAGAUAAUGAGAUUGCCCCAUUGGUUUCUAACUUGCUCUACUCCCUCCCUAGGUCUCUUGGGCUCAUGGCAGCCCAAUCAUUCUCUCUGGAGUCUCCUGCCUUGUUCUUAAACCACAACAGCAGCAGGGGCAUGAGAUAUGAUAUCUACAACAGCCUGUACUAUACAGACAGAGCACAUCCUAUCUCAUCCUACCAAAGGAUUGAUUCUUCAUCAUUUUCCCAAGACUAACCAGCAGCAUUUCUUGCGUUCCUAUCCUAGCUAGCCUAGAAAGCCAGAUUACCCAGUCGUGGGACUACCAGACAUGUUCCUAGCUCAGCUUGAUUAUAGACAAGAGGGGAAUAGAUGGCAGUGAAUGGGGUAGAGUUUUACUGCCUGCCUUUUUGGUCAGGUGAACCUAAAGGAGGAGCCUCUCAGUAUCCUAUUGAUACAUCUACCUUGUACUUUAGAGACAAAAUCAAACUUUUCCUAUUCAGCUACUCUGCACUGCUCCCCUCCCCAGUACACACACACACACACACACACACACACACACACACACAUACACACACACACACACACACACACACACACACACACACACACACACCCCUACACACAUGUUAGGAUAGGCGUGAAACCUCAAUUCCCCAUACAUCUCUUAGACUGCUGUGGCUGUGACAAUCACAGAGCUAAUCCCUUUGCCCCCUUUCCCCUUACAGGUUUCUUACCUUCUUUAGUGGGGAUCCAACUCAGUUUCCUUUAAAAUGGUACUUCCUAAAGUUCCUUUUAUCUUAUUUAUCUUCUUUUCUUGCCUCUUUUGUCCCUUCAUGGUGCCUGAUCUUCUUAAGCCCAAGGUUGAGUCUCUACAUCCCCAGGGCCAAACUCAGAGCUCAGAGCAUUUUUAGGGUGAUUGUGAAGUCCCUGAGCUCUAGGGGGACACUUAAGACCUUAGGUUUUUGUUAAAGCCUGCCCCAGGGCCUCUCAGGAAACAUUGGUGCUCUUAGUUUAGAGAAAAACCAAUCAAUUGCUAAGCCAUCAAGACCAGUUUCACACGCUUCUUAGAAUAAAGUAGAACUUCUCCCUCCAUGGCUGAUACUACAUGGUAGAUUGGAACAUCGAGGCUCAGGUGUAGGCACCACGUACUGAUUUUAAGUCUCCCUUAUGUCCAUAAUAGGAUAAUUAGGCUGACAUCUACUCCCUUACAUAGAUCACAUUUUGAAAUAAAAAUUGCCCAGAUGAAUAGAGCAAUUAUUUUAUUUGCUUGGUAUUAAUAGCAGCCUAUAUAGUCCAGCAUACCCAGAAAAGAGCUAUAGAAAAUAGAUCUUAGUGACCUGGAUAACCAUGAUGGUGUGGUCACUCACCCAGAGCCAGUAUGAAGUAUGGAGUAUAGAGUAUGAAGUUAAGUGGGCCCUAGGAAGCACUGCUGUCAAUAAAGCUAGUGGAGGUGAUGGAAUUCCAGCAGAGCUAUUUAAAUUCCUAAAAGAUGAUGCUA